Messenger RNA from Prorocentrum cordatum, 360 nucleotides. The record is from the annotation of a GenBank genome assembly. Lineage: Eukaryota; Dinophyceae; Prorocentrales; Prorocentraceae.
AUGGUCCUCCGCGGCAGCGCACGCAGCAAACAGCCGUUGCCCAAUGACGCCCCGCUGCACCAUGGAAACAUAUUGAGGCAACAAGUUGCCCAGAUCACUGUCUCGCACUCUUUUGACAGCCGACUUUACAUCGUGCGUCCAGUCUGGUCCUCCGCGAGUGCCCGACGCAGCGCGCAUGAGCUUGCCAUGGCCAACCUGGGCGCAGGCGCCGGCCACCCGCAGCAGCGCUGCCCUGCCCGGCCAGAUCAUUACCUCGCCUUCUCUCACCAGCGCCCCUCCUCGAUCCUCCUCCUCCUCCUCCUCCUCCUCCUCCGCUUCCUCUUGCUUGUCCUCCUCCUGCUCCUCUUCUUCCUCCUGUAG